Messenger RNA from Saxophila tyrrhenica, 498 nucleotides. RefSeq lists its product as uncharacterized. The coding region runs from base 1 to 498 and encodes 165 amino acids. The transcript is spliced from 2 exons. The record is from RefSeq and is a predicted model, not a curated record. Lineage: Eukaryota; Fungi; Ascomycota; Dothideomycetes; Mycosphaerellales; Extremaceae.
AUGGCCGACAACACGCACGAGCACGGCACAACCGCCGAUCAACUGCGCAAUCUGGCCGAACGACUGGAAAUGCGUCAGCAGCAGAUCGAAUUACACGAGAACAAGGCAAAGCAACACCAAGCCGCCGCCAAAGCCCACCUGGCGACCGCAACCUCGCUUUCCUUCGCCGCCGCCCACGCCAUCGCUUCAAAGACCUGCAAAGACCAAGGUCGUCAAGCCGAGGCUGAAGAACACUGGCUCGCGGCGGCAACGAUCGGGCGGUCGAAUGCGGCGAAGCUGAGCACGGAGAUGGCAUUUGGGAUGGGCGUGUCGCUCAUGUACAUGUCGAUGAUGCCGGUCGAGGCGUGCAAGUUUGACGUCAACGAGCUGGGGUCGCAUGAGCCUGAGUUCUGGAGGCAGACGGAGGAGCGGGCAGCGGCAUUGCUUGCGAUGGGUGGGGAGGAGCGCAAGGAGUCAUUUGAGAAGAUGGUGGCGGCGGAAGGCGAUCAGACGGCCUAG